AUGUCUCCAUUCUCAGCAACACUGCGACGCCUGGGCCCUUCAUUACCUCGCUCAGCUCCUAAAUCAACGCGCAGAGGGGCCGCCUCUGCUGGCCGUCUCCCACCAGAAAAACUACGCGCUCUCAUCUCGCUGUACCACCAAUCCGAGACGUUUAUCAACGAAGACAAUCUCAUGCAACGAAUAAACGAAGCGCUUAUUGACAACAAGUCAAGGCCAUACAAUGAACUCCAGCUGAGGGACCUGACAGCUGCGUUGGAGAAGAGGCGGGACACUCCCAAGACGUCGUUGCAGACGAGUGUUUACGAUGUCAAGCACCUGGGAGAUGCACACUGGAGUUUGCAGAGGGUGAAGAGGGAGAGAGAGGCAGUUGCUGCGUUGUAUGGGACGGACCCUACGCCUUUCAACCCUGCUGCGCCUGGGUUGGAGCUUGUCCAGGGAGAGUCAGCGCCAGCAAAGAAGGCAGAGUAG
Molecule: messenger RNA, 468 nt
Organism: Coprinopsis cinerea okayama7#130
Lineage: Eukaryota; Fungi; Basidiomycota; Agaricomycetes; Agaricales; Psathyrellaceae
Exons: 1
Coding region: 1-468 (155 amino acids)
Source: RefSeq, a predicted model, not a curated record